Gadus chalcogrammus (walleye pollock) is the source of this 3080-nucleotide messenger RNA. It is a transcript of the gene prune2, whose product is annotated as prune homolog 2 with BCH domain. Bases 577 to 1545 code for a protein of 322 amino acids. Gene Ontology annotation, biological process: apoptotic process. Gene Ontology annotation, cellular component: cytoplasm. The record is from RefSeq and is a predicted model, not a curated record. NCBI's taxonomy places the organism in Eukaryota, Metazoa, Chordata, Actinopteri, Gadiformes, Gadidae. The transcript is spliced from 11 exons.
GAACGGUCCGUAUACCUCGCUUUUUACCCCAUUAGUUAUACUGAACAUUUGAUUUCGAUGGACGGAUACGUGUCCGCGGCCUAUGGUGUUUUUAUCAAUGGUUUGAUUAAUGACGCUCACUGGUGAAAGACGCUGUUCAGCGUUUCAGGAAAUUGCGUUAGGCCUAUAAGUUAUAAGAUUUGAAAGGGUAUGCUAUAAAUAGCCUACUAUAUUAUAUUAUAGGUUUUUUAUAUUUAUUAAUAAACCGUACGCUUGAAUCUUUUAAACUUCAACUAGCUCACAAUCGACAUUAUCUCUCUCUCCAUAUACUGUGCCAACGCACUGCUUCUUUGAGACUGUGCAGAGCCAUUCUAGCAGGUGAUUGCCCUUAUUUGGUCAUAGCCUAGAUCAUGUGACCACAAAAUGGUGGAAGCUGCGAGCUGUUUGUAAGCCGAGCAUCUCUGCGGAGAGACGGGAAGAAAAGAUUAGGCAAAGGGAGCUGGGAGAGCCCAUCCAUGCUCUGAAUCAAAGCAGGUCAGCAGUUCCUGUGCAGCAGAGGUUCUUCCAGGUGAUGUGUGCCUGCCUCCCGAGUGUAAGAUGAGCACCACUGACAGAGACUCUAGACCAGCCCCUCCAACCUCGCUCCCCCUGCAAGGGGGAGGAGGAGGAGGAGGGCCGGCCCAGAGGAAGAAGCUGUCCGCCCCCCCCAUCAGCCUCUCCCUGGACCAGAGCGAGGACGAGCUGGGAGAGACCCCCGACGACCUUGACAUCGACGUGGACGACCUUGACACUCCGGACGAGGGCGAUAACCUGGACUACACCGACCACGAGAUGGACUGGGACGAUCCCCGAGCAGCCAAUAGGAGCGGGGCGAGGGAGCCGGUGGAGCCAAUCCCGACGUGCAGCGCGGAGGAGGAGCGGCAGGAGGGCCAGCUGUGGCGUGCCGUGGUCAUCGGGGAGCAGGAGCACCGCAUCAACAUGAAGAGCAUCGAGCCCUACCAGAAGGUCAUCUCCCACGGAGGUUACUAUGGUAACGGAGUUCACGCCAUCAUAGUGUUUGCCGCCUGCUUCCUGCCAGACAGCGAUAGCGAAGAUUACCACGAAGUCAUGGAGAACCUCUUUCUGUACGUCAUCAGUACACUGGAGCUGAUGGUAGCUGAGGACUACAUGAUCGUGUACCUGAACGGCGCCACGCCCCACCGGAGAAUGCCCGGCCUCGGUUGGCUGAAGAGAUGUUAUCAGAUGAUUGACAGACGACUCAGGAAGAAUUUGAAAUCCUUCAUCAUUGUUCAUCCGUCGUGGUUCAUCAGAACCAUCCUGGCCAUCACACGGCCCUUCAUCAGCACCAAGUUCAGCAACAAGAUCAAAUACGUGAACAGCCUGGAUGAGCUCCGAGAAUUAAUCCCCAUGGAGUACGUCCAUAUCCCAGAAUGCAUCAUUAGGCUUGACGAGGAGCUGAAGGAAGCCACGGAGAGUUCCAAAAUUAACAGUUUUCUUCUGGGGCCGGAGCCAAGUGCUAGCAGGACGCAGAACAAACCUGAUGAAGCCGGUGUCAGCCCCUCCUAAAGUCACACUCGCGCACACACACGCACACACACACACACACACACACACACACACACACACACACACACACACACACACACACACACACACACACACACACACACACACACAGAUCACCACAAGACUAGAUUAUGUUCCAGAGAUCGUCAUCUUUGUCGCUGUAUUCUUGAUGCUGUCAGCUGGGAAACUGAGGGCAGGUUAAGUUUGUGUUUGUGUCUGGCGUUUCUGUCACUCAAGACCUUGGAUUCACUUAUUCCCCGUUUAUAUAUUUAUAUAUAUAAACACACAGAUACAUACAGACGGACACAUACACACACUCACUCAGACAAAGAGUCCUACCCAAGGCAAGUUUUGACACAAAGAGACUGCAGUAUCUGGGACUUUGCUUAUAACCAGCGUAGGUGAAAUAACUCUCGCAGCAUAUUUCUUCUCCGGUACAUUGUCUAUGAAAUGGCCACAGAUGAAAAUGAUAACGUUUUGUGGAUCACCUUCCAUGAGUCGUUUGUCUGCCUGUCGAAAAAAAACGAGUUUCGUUGUGAUCGUUCCUCUUGGGGAUGUUGUCAACAAAGAAAAAUGUAGAAUUCUCCUCUGCCAGCACAUUGAACUGCUACCACAGACCAUCCUUGUUGGCAACACGCUUGGCAGAGUCAGCCAAGUGCACCGCUGUGUGAUUCUUUUAAAAAAAAUCCAAGCGACAGUGUUGUAUUUGUACGCAUGAGUGCCGAAGAUUUACCGACUUUAGUAUACGUGUGCGUGUGUGUCAGUCCGUUUCUGUGUUACUGCAUAAAGUCGGUCGUUCGGUGUGUCGGCGAUGGGUGCACUUAACCAGGGGAUAUCAGUGCACUAAAGCGGCUGAAAUAUGAAAACCGGUGUAUAUGUAACACAAAAUAAACAAUCAUUCAAAUAAGGUUGAUCCUGAUCGUUGUUGUUCUAUAAUGAAAGACACACAAUGUAUAUUUAUUCCACCCCUAGCCUGAAGCUAGGCGUUGUGUGCCGCUACGUUGUGUGUGUGUGUGUGUGUGUGUGUGUGUGUGUGUGUGUGUGUGUGUGUGUGUGUGUGUGUGUGUGUGUGUGUGUGUGUGUGUGUGUGUGUGUGUUUAUGUGUGUGUGUACUACAUCUAUCUGAAUACGUGAACCUGAGCCGUUGGUCCUCUAUGAGAGCAUGUUGGGUCCCAUCCAUGAGUGUUGGAGUGUCUACGUUUGGUUUGGGAAAGUGUGUGGACGUGUGUAUUUUAAGUGUGUGUGUGCGUGUAUACAGCUUAUAUAUAUAAGCUGUCUUAAGACCCAACAAUUAAACAGGGCGUUUCCGAAGCACAAUAUCCUAAAGGGGCUCUGCGUGUGUGUGUGAGUGUCUGUUUGAGUGGGUUGUGGGUAGUAUGUUUGUUCAUAUGUGCAUGUACCUUGUAGAUCAUAGAUAACCCCCCCCCCCCACACACACACUACUCUUCUACCACAGUUCACUGGGGAAAACGCCAUAGACUUAUCGACUCUUGUCUAUUAAAUCAAUAAAUGAUUUAUCUCUGACUCUCGGGUGU